AUGCUAGAGAAGGACGAGUCCCCUGCUAUCCUAGUUGCUCGAUUUCUGCGCACGAAUGGAUACAAUGAAACUCUCACCGCGUUCCUGCAGGAAGCCGGCUUGCCUGUUGAUGCGGGAAUUACGACGAAAGGGAGCUUAACCAUCGAGAACCUUAUUCGUGAGAAGAACCUCUACGAUGUUACGAGGAAUUUUGAGAAAUCGGGCCUUGACGAGAAGGAGCAUGGCUGGAAGACUCCUGCACCCUCGAAAAGUAUUGUCCUUUCUCUACCAAGCUCAUCGAAUGUCCUCUGCUCAUCCACCGGAAUGGUCGAGUUUGAGAACGGACACCGAAGGAGUGUCAUCAUCUCCAGCACGGCAGACCGUCGAUUAACCAUAACGUCUGUAGUGGAUGGUACCAGUACAACCCUGAUCUCACGGACUGAUGUUUCCGACUCUCCCAUCCUGUCAUAUCAACUGUUGAGGGACAGAUACAUAAUCUGCGGAACGAUGUCGGGCAGUCUUUUCGUUUACGACUUUGUGAAGUCGGAGGUUCUCUCCACACGAAAAGAUCACGCGAAAUAUGUGGUAAACUUGGCGACAAUAGAGUCAAGAUCUAGGAUAUGGCUCGCUACAGCGGGGUGGGACUCCAAAGUCUUCAUCUACUCUUUAGACAGCACUGAUUCUGAGAUACGCAAUCUUGAGAAUGCGGUUGGGACACUCACCUUACCAUCGAAUCCAGAAUCGAUCACGUUUGUCAAUCAUCCAGACACAAAUGAACCCAUCCUGGUCUUAGGUCGGCGAGACUCGACGUUUUUAUAUUUUUACCGUUUGCCACUCGACCAAUCUGGUCCACCGAUAGAGUUGAAGCAGGCAGGGAGACAAAAUCUGGCUCCUCAUUCCAAUGCAUGGGUGGCGUUCACGCCAUGUUCGAUUUCCGUGUCUCCCGUGGAGCCUCUCACUGUGGCCGUUGCUACGUCCUCAAUCCCACACAUGAAGCUGAUCAUUGUCCGACUCCUGCUACCGAAGCUACAGGACACUGGCGGGCUGUCCCAGUCUGAAUCCGAUCCGGAUGCUCCUCUCACCGCAGCAGCGAUGGGGCGAGCUGAAUUGGCUCGCCAAAGUCGAGAAGAUGUCGCCAUGCUUGUUCAUGUCAGCACAUUCGCACUGCAAACGCAGUACUCCACACCAUCCCUUACCUGGCGGCCUGAUGGGACUGGUGUAUGGCUUAACGGCGAUGAUGGCAUUGUCCGUGGGGUUGAGGCGAGCACGGGAAGAGUCAAAGUCUCGUUGGAAGGUCAUGAACCUGGCUCGAAGAUUCGCUGCGUUUUUGCAGGAUAUCUCGAAGACGUUCAAGGUUCGAAAAGGGAGUGUCUACUGAGCGGAGGAUUUGAUCAGCGCUUGAUUCUAUGGGAGAUCGCUUGA
Messenger RNA from Eremomyces bilateralis CBS 781.70, 1401 nucleotides. RefSeq names its product WD40 repeat-like protein. The transcript has 4 exons. Lineage: Eukaryota; Fungi; Ascomycota; Dothideomycetes; Eremomycetales; Eremomycetaceae. The record is from RefSeq and is a predicted model, not a curated record. Bases 1 to 1401 code for a protein of 466 amino acids. Gene Ontology annotation, molecular function: protein binding.